AUGCCCUCUACAGUGGCGAUUCGAAGCAUUAAAUGGAGUUUUUUGUUGUGUAUUUUAUGGAUUCUUCUUCGUAUUUGGAGGCGCGUGGCACAACGUCGCAUUGAAAAUGUUCUACCAUUGUAUUCGUCAAUCAUUGUAAAACGGAAAGUGAACGGAAAAAUCACUGACCGACCUAUUACAGGUGUAAGUAAUGGGACCGCUCACAAUAUUUCAGCUGUUGGGAAGAGCUGUGAGCAGAAACAACAAAAAGGACAAAAGAACACAAAAAAUUUUCUAGGAAAAAAGAAUAUAAAUAAAACGGGAGAGAGAGUUGUGAAAGAGAUUAUAGUUAAUGACGGAUUGGAACUUGCAUCCGCUACACCUUUUCUUGGCUUUUCACUCGUGGAUAACAUAAGGAAGGGAACUCUACUUGUCGACGGUCUCUUCCAGUAUGGUCCUGCCUACAACGUUGGCGUCCGUAUUGAUGAUGAGUUAGUAGAAGUAAAUGGCAUAGUGGUGAAGGGAAUAGAACAUGCACGAGAACUCGUUCGUACGUACUGUGUUCCAGGGACCACCAUACCGUUCGUGUUUAGACGUUCUGGUGGUGAGCCAUUUGCGGUUAAAUUAGGAGUUAUGACGGCAGAAAGACGAUUUUCUGGGACUGAGUUUUACUACGAUCCUACACGACACGAUAUUCUGGAGAGUAAACGUGAGAAGAAUGAGUGUUGGUCAUGGCGCAAUCUGCGUUAA
Molecule: messenger RNA, 729 nt
Organism: Trypanosoma theileri
Lineage: Eukaryota; Euglenozoa; Kinetoplastea; Trypanosomatida; Trypanosomatidae
Product: kinetoplast DNA-associated protein
Exons: 1
Coding region: 1-729 (242 amino acids)
Molecular function (GO): protein binding
Source: RefSeq, a predicted model, not a curated record